Lagopus muta (rock ptarmigan) is the source of this 9547-nucleotide messenger RNA. It is a transcript of the gene MESD, whose product is annotated as mesoderm development LRP chaperone. The record is from RefSeq and is a predicted model, not a curated record. Gene Ontology annotation, molecular function: low-density lipoprotein particle receptor binding. Gene Ontology annotation, biological process: protein folding. Lineage: Eukaryota; Metazoa; Chordata; Aves; Galliformes; Phasianidae.
GGCCGCGCCGCCCUCCUUCCCCUCCCGCCUGCUACCGGACAAGAUGGCGGCGGCCGCGCGUUGGGCCGCGUUGGGUCUGGCGCUAUGGCUGUGCGCGGCGGCCCGCGCCGAGGAGCCGGAGGGGAAGCGGCGGGCGGGGCCGGCCAAGAAGAAAGACAUUCGGGACUACAACGACGCGGACAUGGCCCGGCUGCUGGAGCAGUGGGAGAAAGACGAUGACAUUGAGGAGGGGGAUCUUCCUGAACACAAGAGGCCUCCAGCACCAAUAGAUUUCUCAAAAAUUGAUCCAGGCAAGCCUGAAAGCAUCCUGAAACUGACGAAAAAAGGGAAGACUUUGAUGAUGUUUGUCACAGUGUCAGGAAAUCCCACGGAAAAAGAGACAGAAGAAAUUACUAGUCUGUGGCAGGGAAGUCUCUUCAACGCCAACUAUGAUGUACAGAGGUUUAUUGUUGGCUCAAAUCGUGCAAUCUUUAUGCUCCGUGAUGGUGGUUAUGCCUGGGAGAUCAAAGACUUCCUGAUAAGUCAAGAAAGGUGUGCAGAUGUUACUUUGGAAGGCCAGGUUUAUCCGGGCAAAGGAGCAGAUGGAAGUGAGAAAGGAAGCAACAAAACCAAACCUGAGAAAGCAAAGAAGAAAAAAGAUGCAGAGAAGAAAUCUAAAAGCAGCCAAGAGGACAACCGCAACCAAACAGAGAGAAGACCUAUGACAGAUGCACGAACCAGACUGAAUAGUGCUCUGUUCCUUGAAGGGAAACUUAACUUCCUUUACAAUUUCUGGCUUUAUAGAGGACAAGGAAGGAAGCAGAUGUUACUGAGGUUUAAAGACUUCUGUGUUGAAAUACACAUGUUUACUUAUUAAUGUUGGCUGUUUGUUUAGUUACAGAGACGGUAAUGUUUAAUACCAGCAAUUGACUACUUUAGUUUGUAAUUCUUUAUGCUUUUGUUGUUGUUCAAAGUUAACAUACAGACCUAUGUCUGAGGUUAUGAACAUAGGUGGGGAGGAAGGAAUAGAGACUCAGAAUACACCAGUGUUAAUCUGUAGUAGCUCCUGUUCGUCUUGGGGUUGCAAGUUGGUCGUUGGUUCCUUGUUGCAGGGCUUCUUGCUAAAAGAUACUUUAGGAAGCCAGUUCGCCACUCUCAGUUUGCAAAACGACUUAAGUUGCCAAGAACAAUGUUAUGGUGGCCAGAGAUGUCUGAAAUGGCCAGGUUUAAGAUGGGUUUGGUUAGACUGCUUUUCUGUAAACAAAAACUCUUCUGUUUGUCACUGAAAAUCCACAGAAGUGCUUUGAUAAAUAACAGAAGCUAGUCAGACACUCAGCUAAUGCACUCCAAAUCAGUACAGAGAUUUUGUACCCAUCAGAUGUGAUGCAGUUGAGUGUAAGGAAGCUACAAAGCCAACGUGGACAGUGUUAGGGUGAAAAGAAAAGUCACAUUCAUGGCAUUCAAGUUGCUGCUGCUGCCAAAGAACAGUACCCCAUUAUCUAGACAGUGAGUUAGAAGAUACGGCUUUAACUCUGGAAUUAAUUUGUUGUGCUAAUGGUUUGCUUGAAUCCUUGUAAAAACAUCAGUCACAGUGCAGAGUUAAACUUCGAGGCUGACAUAUCUCUUACUGAUAUUUAAUAACCAGAUUAAUUUUUUUCCUUAAAUUCCUGAGCGUGCUGUGGUUGAUUGUAAAUGAUCAGUGGUUUAAAUAACAUGAACCUUGAUGUAUGGGAGCAAGUCUCAUUUCUCCUUGAAAGCCUUUGUGUGGUCAGGAAGGUUUUAUUAUAAUGCCAUCAGUUUUCAGGCAAACUCGUGGGUUAGCAGUGCUUUCCUUUUCCUCUUCUAUGUAUUUAGGACUAAAUGCACCCAGUAUUUGUGGUCCACAUAAUUUUUCAGAGGAUGAGCACAGUAUUAACUGUCUCAAUUCGAUAGUACCAAGAUAAUAUUACUUUCACUCUUUUUAUAAGGUGCUAAAAUCCAAGUGUUUUGGGUGAAAGGUCCUAACUGAACCAUAAUGGUUGCUCUUGUGGAAUAUUUCAUUAUCAAAAGAGGGAAGCUGACUUACUGAGUGCUUGUUCCAAAAUAAAAGGAUGUCACUAAACUUAUUGCUUCACUGAGUAGUCAAACAUUUUAAAUAAUGAUGCGUUUAGUUAGAAGUUCAGGGAGGAAAACUAGCCUGUCUUUGGUUUCUUUAGUUACUCAUAAGGACUAACUGAUAUUGAUAAAAAUUCCAGACAAUCAUUUUUCCUUACUUCCAGUGAUAGCGUAUGAAUUCAAGAAAUCUUUCCUGCCACACUUCACUAAACAGUUGUCUGAGUGGAUAAAUGAAAGUCACAUAUUGGUUUUGUAUUCCACUGUUAAUCCAAAGGCAUUCAGGAGUUGAGGUAGGUCUCUAGAAACUUGGAUAUUGGACUGCGGAGAGAUGUGCAGUCUGUUUCUUGUUCAUAACUAACUUAACAUGUUGUAACACUUUCAGGUACCUUCUGUUUUGUCUAAGAAUUUUUCUUCUGAGAAGAUAAGCAUAUGUGAAAAGUUAUUGCCUUUUUUCUUUUUACAACAACUCUGUGGUACCAAGAUGACAAUUCAGUUUGUCAUCACACGAGUGGAAAUGCUCUGUUCUUUCUGGCUUGAGUUUUGGUUGUGUUUUUUUGUUUUUUUUUUGUUUUUUUUCAAACUGGGUUUUAAUGAGCUAAGUAUUUAAGUAAUGCAACAAAUAAUAGAAAAUCAAAGCAAAGGAGGAGGGUUGAUCACUACCUUGUAACUGUAGUCCAACUUCUGAGAAGCAGUGCUUGUUGUUGUCGGUCGAAAGGCUGUGUUUACAGCAAGCUGGGUCUCUUCCUUUUGUGGUUAAUAGGGUGGAGGGAGCUUUGCUGAAAUUCAGCACACCUGUUGACCAGUUGUUUGUUACUGAGUAAUUAGUGUGUGCCAAAUGAAGUCAUGUUUUAUGCCACUUUUUUUUUAAAUUAAAAAUGAUGGCUCAUUUGAUUUUUCCCUCUAAAAGUCUUUGGGACCAUGGCGCUUGGACUGGUGCAGCUUUAUAUAAGCAGUGUUAUGUUGUACUGAUUGAAGAGACCCAAAAACAAUAUAUAUGCAUGUGUGUAUAUAUGUUGCAUAUAUAUACAUAUUGAAACUGAGCUUCUUGAAGGUAAUUUUGUUUAGUUGGAGAUGAUAACUUCUUGUUCUUGCCUCCUUAUCUAAGCUCUACACACAGGUAUGUGGAAAAAAGCCUGCUGUCAUGACAGCUAAACUUCUGCCUUUCUCUACUCCACUUUAAUUAUUUCUCUGUUCUAAUGCCACAACUAAAUUUGCUGGGUUAUCUUUGUAUUUUAACCCAGCUGCCAUUCUCAGAAGAUAGUUUGGCAAUGUUACUACAGAAAAUGUCAUACUUUGUGAAAACUUUUCGUUUGAUUUUAUUGAUUAAAAUAUUGGAAUAAGCAUCUAAUUUCAUUUUCAAACUAAGUCCAAUGUAUACCAUAUGCCUCAUCUGUUCUACUGAAUGUAUUUUUCUAAUUUAUAUUUCUAGCUAUAAGAGAACAAGUGCAUUCCCUAUUCUUGGAGACCUAACUUUAUGGAGCAAAGUGAGUAAGCAAAGCUGAUGUUUACUCUACAUGGAAGACCUAGCUAGCCUGUAUAACAAGUGAAUGCUAGUGCUUAAAUAUGGAACAAAACACCCUCAGCAGUGACUAAAUGUUAUUAUUUAGGACAUUCAAGCAUUGUAAAUGCUUCUUUCUGGAAAGAUGAGAAUUCGAUUUGUGGUCAUUACUACAUCACUAAGAGGUACAUGUAAUAAAUUUCAGUGUCAUAGGAUUACUGUGAAACCAUAGCUGUUAGCAGGCUUUUAUCUCUAUCUUAUCUGCUACAUGGUCAUCUUCUGCAUCUUUUCCAGCAGGAAAAAAUCUCUUUUGGUUUGUCUCCAGCACUGCUCUCUCAUUCUAAGCGAAGGACACAUUUUUAAAAUUCCAUUGUUAUCUAUUAUGACACACUGAGCAGCUCUGUAGCCAACAGGAUUUCUGGUUUUCACUUGUGCUGUCAAAGCAUUUCUCUUUGAGAAGCCAGGUCAGCUUUGGUUUCAAAAAGGUCUCUGUCACUGUUACUAAAUUUUUAAAAUUCUUUUUGAAAAAGGAAAUCAUAAAAUAACAUUCCAUUAAGAUACAGGGCAGCCUACUUCUCUUUGAUAUUUGGCCGCUGUUAUCUUGGGCUUUGUAAUAAGGCUCAGGAAAUAUUUCUUCUCUUUCUGUGGCUCGUUUCCUUUUUCUUUUUUUUUAUUUUAUUCAGGGAGCAUUUACCUUUUUCAGAAUUUUCCUUGAUUGCAUGGCAUGUUUAUAGCAAUGCAGAGAGCCAUGGAGCUGCCUCUGCUUUUACAGAUCAUUUUACUGGUGCUGUGAUGUUUCUAAUUCUUAACAAUUUUGCUGGUUGGGUUCUGGGACAGGAAUCAGCAGGGUUCACUCAGAGAGCUUUGAACUAGAUUCAGAAUGGGAUGGAGUUGUAGCUGGAUUGGCACUGGUGGGGCAGCACUCUAGUACUGAUAAAGACUGGGGUGCUUCCCCUCUCCUUAGGGUUGAAAUCAGUGUGCUCAGCUUGCUCCCUGAAGAGCCUGUACACCAAUGCAUGUAGCAUGGGGAAUAAGCAGGAGUCAGAAAGCGGUGUUAGGGCAGGAGAUUAUGAUCUGGUGGCAAUUACAGAGGCAUGGUGGGACAGGUCAGAUGACUAAUGUCAUGGAUGGCCAUGUUCUUUACAGGAAAGACAGACCAGCAAGGCAAGGUUGUUCUCUAUGGGAGAGAACAACUAGAAUUCAUUGAGUACGGUCCAGGAGUAGAUGAGAAGCAAGUUGAGAGUUUGUGGGUGAGAAGGGGCAGGCUGGCCUGGUUGAUAGUGUUGUGGUUGUCUAUUACAGGCCACUGGAUCAGGACAGGGAAGUUGGCGAGCCCUUCUAUAGGCAGCUGAUAUCAGCCUCACAGUUAUAAGUCCUGGUAUUCAUGGGGGAUUUUAGCUACCCUGAUAUUUGCUGGAAGGCCCACUCAGCGAGCCAGCCACAGUCCAGGAUGUUCCUCCAGUGCAUUAAUGAUAACUUUUCUGGAUGCAAAUGGAUGAACCAACUAGGAGAGGACAGCUGCUGGAUCUUGUUCUCACUAACAGAGAGAGUAAUGGGUUGAAGUGGUGAAGGUUGAAAGCAGCCUUGGUUGCAGUGAUCAUGAGAUGGUGGAGUUCAGUAUUUCAUGUGGCAGAAACAGAAUACCAAGCAGAAUCACAACCCUGGACUUCAGAAAGGCCAACUUUGGCCUUUUCAAGCAAUUGCUAGCAGAAAUCUGAUGGGACAGGGUACUUGGUAAAGGGGCCCAUGAUAGUUGGCUAGCAUUCAAGGACUGCUUCUUUCAAGGUCAAGAUCAGAGCAUCCCAACAGGUAGGAAGUCAAGGAAGGCAGCCAGGAGAUCUGCAAGGUCAAGCAGAGAACUGCUGUGCAAACUCAAGUGGAAGAAGGGAGCCUACAGAUCAUAGAAGGAAGGACUGGCCACUUGUGGGGAGUAUAAUACUGUUGUCAGAGGAUGUAGUGAGACAACUAGGAAAACUAAGGCCUCCUUAGAAUUAAAUCUUUAGAGAGGGGUCAAAGACAACAGAAAGGGCUUCUUCAAAUAUGUUGCAGAUAUAAAUGCCUUAUUUGUCUCUGUCAACACAGCUGGAGGCUGCCCUGCAUGUACCUUGAGGCCCCAGAGGAAGUCAGGAUAAAGGAGUAAUUUGCUUCGGUUGAUGAGGUUAGAGACCAGUUAAGCAAUCUGGACAUCCAUGAAUCCAUGGGUCCUGAUGGGAUGCACCCACGGGUGCUGAGGGAGCUGGCAGAAGUUACUGCUAGGCCACUCUCCACUAUCUUAAGUAAGUUGUGGGGGAUGGGAGGGGUGCCUGAGGGCUAGAGGAAAGCUAAUGUCACUCCAGUCUUUAAAAAGGGCAAGAAGGAGAACCCAGGUAACCACAGACCAGUUCAGCCUCACCUCCAACCCUGCAAAGGAGAUGGAAUAAUUUGUCCUUGGUGCUGUCUCCAGGCAUAUCAAGGAUGAGAGCGUCAUUAGAGGCAGUCAACAUGGCUUCACUAAGGGGAAGUCAUACUUGACCAACCUAGUAGCCUUUUUUUUUUGGAGAUUUAACCAGCUGGCUAGAUGACGGUGAAGUGGUGGAUAUGGAUGUGGUGGAUUUUAGUAAAGCAUCUGACACCAUCUCCCACAGCAUCCUUGCAGCUGAACUGAGAGUGGGGUCUGGAUGGUCGAGUAGUGAGGUGGACUGUGAGCUUGCUGAAGGAAAGAAGCCAGAGAAUUGUGGUCAAUGGGACAGAGUCUAGUAGGAGGCCUGUAUCCAGUGGAAUCCCUCAAAGGGCACUGUGCUGUUUCCUCUACCCUGCUGUCCUUCCCCUCUACUCUGCCCCUGGUGAGGCUAUAUCUGGAGUAUUGUGUCAGUUCUGGGCCUGGUAUUUCAAGAAGGACAAAGAACUGUGUGAGUGUGUCCAGUGCAGAGCCACAAAGAUGAUUAAAGGAGUGAAGGAAAGGCUGAGGGAACUGGGUCUCUAGCUUGGGGAGGCUGAGGGGUGACCUCUUGACAUUUAUAAAUAUGUAAAGGGUCAGAAGUGUCAGGAGAAUGGAGCCAGGCUCUUUGCAGUGACAUCUAAUGAUAGGACAAGGGGCAAUGGGUGCAAGCUGGAAUGUAGGAGGUUCCACAUAAAUAUGAGAAGAAACUUCUUCACAGUAAGGGUAACAGAACAGUGGAACAAUAUAAUGCUACUUAAUAAAGCAGCGUCCUUGUUGUUGAUGUUACUGCAGCUAUAGAUGUUUCUUAUAGCAAAAGCAGGUCUGUUACCAUCACUUAAAUUAAUAGUAAUAAUUCUAAUAAAUAUAUAUUUUUAAAUGGAUUAUUUUUGGUGUUGGACAUAGAUAUGGAUUGAGGCACUUGAAGGCACUGCAGCCCUUGCAGUGCUGCUGGCAGAGGCAGUGUGGCUCUAUGUGCCAUCUCAUGUGAGAUCUCACAAAUAUCCAAACUAGUACAUAUUUCACAUUGCUUUAUGGAUAUUAAUCAUCCUCCCUGUUGUAUGCACACAGAGGGCCUGCUGCUUUUCUGUUCUUGCUUUUAGCUCUUGUCUUUCGGGUGCUGGUAACCUUGUUAAUAGUGGUGUGAACUUCAGAUAUCCAUGGUUAUAACAUGAAGGAGUUGCUAGGGAGCUUAGAGAAGCACAGGCAUGGAACAACUCCAGCGUUGCUGGAGUUUCUACCGACAGCCUCCUCACUGUGUUGUGGUGUGACAGAUCACAGCAGCAGGGUUCCUCUCAGUGCCCUUCACACCCCACAGCAUCCCCUGCCUCCAGCAACAAGGGGUGUGCUUAUAGGGUGAGAGACAUGGGGCUGAGAGGACACCAGGACCUCCCCACGUCCUCACAUGGAAGAGGUUUUCAAAGGUUUUGUCUUUGAAUGUAACCAAGGAGCAGUGUAUCUCUCUCAGAUGAUGUAACAAGUCCUGGGCUGGUCUCCACUUCAGACCUAGCAAAACUGCAUCACCUGUAUCUUCUUAGGAAAGCAAGCUGCUAAGAGCAAAGCUGAGGCACUGGGUGCGAUGGUCUGAACACUGUUGGCUGCAGAAGGAGCUAUUCCAGCAAACGCCACCUGAUCAUUACAGAUGUACACUGAAGAAGCAAGACAAUAAAGUAAAAUGAGAAACUUGCAUUGAAUAUUUAUUUUGAUAAACGUUGUGUACUCCAAACAACUACAUGUUAUUUCAGUUGUAAGCCACGAUCUUUUGGAACGAAUGUCCCGACAGCUCUUGUCACCACAAAACAGACAGUCAAUUCAUUACCACAUUCUGCGGACAUAGAGAGCUUUCAAGUGCAAAGCAGAUUAUCAGAAAAGCCAUAUUGCCGACCUCCUUAACAACCUAGCCAAUGCUAAACUCCAGUAAAGAUGCUUCGUAUGUCUGCAAUUUAGUUGUCUUAGUGCCAUUGUAAUAAAUAAAUAGAAAAUAUAUCUUUUUCAUUGGAAAGUCUCUAAGAAAAUGUACAAAACACUAUACAUCUAACCCGAAAAAGGACCAGCUAUUUCGGCGACAGGUAAAACAAGCAUUUGAACAGAAUGCAAAAACAAAACAAAAAAACCCCAAACAUCCAACCAAACAAGCAUCUGAACAAAAAAACAAUCAAAAAAUCACUCUGACAACAGCAACUGGGUAGGCAGAGAUGGGAACGUUUGCAGUAAUAAAACCUUAUAAAGAGGAUCAUUGCAGCUGGUGCAGGGAUUGUUAAAUGGACAUACAAAGUACAAGCAGCCAGUUAAUUCACUAGUCAAAAUGUGCAGGUGCAAUUUCUACAACAGUUAAAGAUGAAAAAGGAAUCAUAUGGCACAAAACUAUUGCUGACUGGUGAUGGCAUCAGGCUAAGCUGUGACUUCAGAGUAACCCACUGACUUCAUCCGAUUCACGUCAGUGGGAGUCCUUUGCAUUUCACAGGAGUGUCUGCCCCAGUACACUGCUAUGAUGCUCCAUUAUCCCUCAGGCUUACAGACUGCAGUGAUCCUGUCCUAAGUAUUCACAGCAUGAGACCCAGCCCUAGCUCCAAACAGGCCCCAGGUGACAAGCUCUACAUGACAGAAUGUGCUACUUAAAGUGUUUUUCUCUUAAUAAGACAAGAUUUUCUUAGGAAGAAGUUUUCCUAGAGCCAAGUCUUGUGAUUUCACCCUGAGAAUUCCAAAAAUUGUAAAAUCAGAAGCUACAACUCUAGCACAAAUGCAGAGGAAGCCAGCCUAGGGCACGGUCCUUUGGGCAUCUGCACAUGUAUAGUUAUAGGGAGCCUCCAGCAACCAGGGAAGAAGUGCUUCACAGAGUGGGGUGUGGAAAACCAGAUCCCAAACCAGGUACAUUCUGAACCUCGCUUUCCUGCCCAUGUCAAGUGCUCAUGAAAGAAAUGCUCACACUUUGGUCCAUCUCAUGGAAGCACAUGUACUCCACUGGUACAGGUGCAAUUAUAGGAACGAAGAUGUGUGGAUAAACCAGCCUGACACACUCAGGGACUUUUUUUCAGUGUAUUUCUCAAUUUCAGGGAUCUGAUUCUGUUUCACCUAUCAGAGAAUGUCAGGUAAGUGAUGUUUGGCUGAACUUAAACGGGACCUUUCCAAGGAAGAGUUUGUGCUUUGAGGGUGAAAUUCCCCAAACCAUCGUAAGAAAAAAAAAACCACCACCACCACCACCACCUAACUAACUUGUCCAUCCAUUCCAGAAACAGUGCAAAUGCCCCAAACCCAAAAACAACUGUGCUGCUCCUUCAUUAACAGGCUCUUGUUGAGAAGCAAGGGAAGAAAAAGGGAAAGCUCGGAUAUAAGCUUGAAAAGAACAUUUCCAGUUUCAAAACCCAGGAGAGGCUGGAAGGAAAUAUAGCCUACAGUGCUACCUGACUUUUUCUCACAAUUGUUUCUCCUUUCAGAGAUAUUGAUCUAAAAAGGAGGGACAGGGCUGACAGAGCUCAGCAUCAGCCCUGUUGUGGGAUGACCUGCAGCAUCAUUGCUCUUUCAUUCUAGCUAAAGGACAGCAUUUUGGAAAGUGGGGGGGG